This is a messenger RNA of Dothidotthia symphoricarpi CBS 119687, 1385 nucleotides long. RefSeq names its product Malate/L-lactate dehydrogenase. The transcript has a single exon. Gene Ontology annotation, molecular function: oxidoreductase activity. NCBI's taxonomy places the organism in Eukaryota, Fungi, Ascomycota, Dothideomycetes, Pleosporales, Dothidotthiaceae. The record is from RefSeq and is a predicted model, not a curated record. Bases 34 to 1122 code for a protein of 362 amino acids.
GAAAAUACGAGGAAGCGACAAUCAGCCAUCACGAUGAGUUCGACCCCUGAGGCUCAACACAUGCAACAUGUCAGCGCUACUGAGGCUACAUCCUUUGUCUCCAACGUUCUUAUCGGUAACGGAGUUUCGGAGGACAAUGCUAUUAUCGUCGCCAAAUGUCUUGUUGAGGCUGAUCUACGAGGUGUGGAUACACACGGCAUGAACAGGAUUCCCUCAUACAUGGCGCGCAUAAGACAAGGCGUGCUGGAUCCAAAAGUAUCGCCGACGAUCCGUCAAGUCACACCAGCUGUUGCCCAAGUCGAUGGACACAACGGCUUCGGGUUUCUUGCAGCGCACAUGGGCAUGAACGCUGCAAUUGACAUGGCUAAGACGACCGGCAUUGGUAUGGUCUCCGUUUUACAUUCCAACCACUUUGGCAUGUCAGCCUGGGUUGUACAGCAAGCGUUGGACGCAGGUAUGAUGAGUCUCGUCUUCACAAACUCGUCGCCUGCUCUACCCGUUUGGGGAGGCAAGUCGAAGCUGAUGGGCGUAUCACCUAUAGCCUGCGGGGCCCCAGCCGGGAAAGGCAGACCGUUCAUUCUUGACAUGGCACCAUCGGUUGCUGCACGCGGCAAGAUAUAUAAAGCUUUGCGAAGAGGGGAGAAGAUUCCUGAGGACUGGGCACUCGACAAGGAUGGCAGCAGGACGGACGAUCCGGCCAAGGCACUUGAGGGUGUCAUGCUACCCAUGGGUGGGCCUAAAGGUUCCGCACUCGCUAUCAUGAUGGACAUUUUCUCUGGGGUGCUGUCUGGAAGUGCGUUCGCAGGCCACGUCACUAACCCUUAUGACCCAUCCAAACCAGCAGAUGUUGGUCAUUUUCUUGUGGCUAUCAAGCCUGAUCUCUUCAUGAACAUCGAGGAGUUCAAGGAAAGAAUGGACUACUUGUAUCAACGCGUCGUCGGAUCUGACAAGAUGGCAGGCACUGACCGUAUCUACUUCCCAGGAGAAAUUGAAGACCUCAACAAGGAAAAGCGCCUGAAAGAGGGAAUACCGUUAGUAGAAGCCGAGAUCCAGGCGCUUAACCAGGAGGCCGGACGUGUAGGAGUCGCCUCCCUGGUGCUCCCGCUCAGAUCUCGCUUGUAAUUGAGGCUCAAUGUCGGCAUUUGAAGUACAUCGGGCAUAGCUCAACCGAACAUCCCACCUUGAAGCUCAGAGGCGUAUAGUGUUAGUUAGAUUUCCCCCACGUGACAUCACAUCAUUCACUGGCACACACAUUCACUGGCACACACAUGCACCCGCCCACUAGGCCCGCCAGUCUGUGCCCGAGCCCCUGCUUCUAUAUCAGGCAGCUGCUCCUCCAUAACAUAUCCCAUAGAACAUUUCAUAGUCAAUCAACUCUACUCCCA